Messenger RNA from Nicotiana tabacum (common tobacco), 2625 nucleotides. The record is from RefSeq and is a predicted model, not a curated record. NCBI's taxonomy places the organism in Eukaryota, Viridiplantae, Streptophyta, Magnoliopsida, Solanales, Solanaceae.
AACACAUACGGGGAGUCAGUGACACGUCACUCGGGAGGAACUUCGAAAGCGAGAGAGAUUAUUAUAUCCAACCAUAGAAUGCCACGUUGCAAAGGGGACCAUAACUUCCGUGGACGGCAAGAAUAGGCGGUGUUGUAGCUACGGAAUCCCAAUUUAUCGGACUCGGACCCCUUCUCUCUCUCUCCAGAGCAUUUUGGGAAAUAGUUUUACAGUUAUUUCGAUUGAUUACUUUUUUCCAGGAGUUAUAUCGAUUGAAUCGGUAUCAAUUAUUUGUUGUAAUUACCGAAUCUAAUCCAAAUAUAAUCGCAACCGAUGCAACGGCUCGUUGACCAUACCCUCGCUGUCACCAAAGAGUCAGUUAAGACAGUGACUUAUGAGUCACUGAAUAAUGUUGUGAGAUUGAUUAAUGGAGUGUCAGCAUUAUUAUUGACGAUAUUGCCGGGGAAAUCUACCAUUCUUGAAGGCAUACAUGGUUGGGAGCUUCGUCCAACAUUUCGUGGACCUCGGCUUCCACAGUGGAUGGAGAAUGGUGCCUCUUCUUUUAACCAGUUCAUUCAUGAACUUUCUAUUGAUUCUGAUACCUCCUCGAGUGUAGAUUAUUCAUCAUCAUCAGAAGAUGAAUAUACUGAUAGUAACAUUUGUCCUCCAUCUCCACUGUCACAAAGUUCUCGGGUAUCUAGAGCUCGCAGUCUUUCAAGGCGGAGCAGGCACUGGAUGCAUUGGGUCAGAUACAUCAUUUCAUGGCUCCUAUUCCCAAUUAAAUUUAUGUUGGGCAUACCUUUGUAUCUCUAUGCUUUGGGUACGGGCAGCAGAGUCUCUCGGACAUCUGAGAGUUUCCAGUCUUCCCAUGAUCUCCAUUUAGCAAUUGAGAUCACCAUUGAGGCUGUUUUUGAAUUUGUUGACAAGGCAGCACACUGUCUUCUCUCACCAAUAGGCACCUUGAAGAAAGUGGUGAAGUGGUUUUAUUCUUAUAACAGCGGUCACGAGGAUGUUCCCUUUGUUGGUUCAGGUGUCUCUGUUCCUGUGGAUACCCUCGCGGAGAGUGAUCCUACUCCUAGAGAACGGAAGACAGGCUUUAAUUCCCUCAAUACAGAUGCUCGGACAUGUCAAGAUGUCAUUACAGAGCUUGGAUACCCAUAUGAAGCUCUUCGUGUGGUUACUGAUGAUGGAUAUAUUCUCCUUUUGGAGAGAAUUCCAAGACGUGAUGCUCGGAAGGUUGUUUAUCUACAACAUGGGGUUUUUGAUUCAUCCAUGGGUUGGGUAUCGAACGGAGUUGUUGGUUCCCCAGCAUUUGCAGCCUAUGAUCAAGGGUAUGAUGUUUUCCUAGGAAAUUUCCGUGGAUUGGUCUCAAGAGAGCAUGUUGACAAGAACAUAUCCUCACGCCAGUACUGGAAGUACUCCAUAAAUGAGCAUGGGACACAUGAUAUACCUGCAAUGAUAGAGAAGAUCCACAAAACAAAAGUUACUGAAUUGAAAAAUAGCCAAAAAGCUGUGGAGGAAGAGAGCGACAAUGAUCAGCCUUACAAACUUUGUGCAAUUUGCCAUAGUUUGGGAGGAGCUGCUAUUCUAAUGUACGUCCUAACGCGUCAAAUUGAGGAAAAGCCCCAUAGACUUUCAAGAUUAAUCUUACUAUCACCUGCUGGCUUUCAUCAUGAUUCCAAUCCUGUAUUCACAAUGAUGGAAUACUUAUUCCUACUAUUGUCUCCUCUACUUGCCCCCUUUGUGUCAGCUUUCUAUAUACCCACUCGUUUUUUCCGCAUGCUGCUUAACAAGUUGGCCCGAGAUUUCCACAACUUACCAGCAGUUGGAGGCCUUGUGCAAACUCUCAUAAGCUAUGGGGUUGGUGGAGACAGUUCAAAUUGGGUUGGAGUCUUAGGGUUGCCACACUACAAUAUGAAUGAUAUGCCAGCUGUUUCAUUCCGUGUGGCUCUUCAUUUGGCACAGAUCAAGCACACUCGGAAGUUUAUAAUGUUUGACUAUGGGAGUGCAGCUGCAAACAUGGAAGCUUAUGGUUCCCCUAAGCCUUUAGAUUUGGGGGAGUACUAUUCCUUUAUUGAUAUUCCUGUUGAUCUUGUUGCUGGGCGGAAGGACAAGGUCAUCAGGCCAUCCAUGGUAAGGAAACAUUAUAAGCUGAUGAAGGAUGCAGGUGUGGAGGUGUCAUAUAAUGAGUUUGAGUAUGCUCAUUUGGAUUUUACAUUUUCUCAUCAUGAAGAACUAUUGGCCUAUGUUAUGUCUCGAUUAUUGUUAGUAGGUGCUUCUAUGAAGCAGCAACUUGGGCAAAGAUUGUUAAAGCUGAGGAGAAAAGAGGGGGAAGCCAGCAGCAAUUAAAGUGUACACACUGCUAGAGCCUGACACCUUUGAUGUUUUGGAUGCUCCAAGUUAUUUGGUGUUCCAUGUAAUACAUGUAUGUUACAUAUACAGAAAAUAUAGAGAAUACGGGGUCAUGAAAGUGUACCAGUGAGAACGUUGGCUCCUUUGUACAUUCCCGCAUAUUUUUCCAAGGGGAUAGAAUUGUGUUGGAUGGUGUAGUGUAAGAGAUUUAGGUGUGGUUUUGUGAAUAUUGCUGUAUGUAUGUUGUAAGAUUGUGACAUGUUGAAGCUUCAAUGAAACAGUCGUUUACCUCUU